AUGACCACAAACCAGAUUGGAUUAACUGACAGAAAGCUUGACAGGCUUUUGGCCGUGUCAGUGUUGUUUCUGUCUGGCUUGUUGUAUCAGAGUAAGGGAAAAUGCCUUACUAUAAAUACAGUGAAACAACCGUCAUCUACAGCGUCGUUUCUUUGGCUUCGAGAUGUUACAGACAUAGAGCUAAAGCGACUGAAAGAUGCUUUCAAGAGAACUUGUGGACUCUCAUAUUAUAUGACUCAACAGUGCUUCAUUAGGGAAGUUCUUGGUGAUGGAGUCCCUCCAAAAGUUGCUGAGGUUAUCUACUGUUCAUUUGGAGGAAUAUCCAAAGGGCUGCAUUUCAAUAACUUGAUAGUCGGAUUAGUGCUACUUACAAGAGGCAGAGAGGAAGAGAAAGCAAAAUACAUUUUCAGUCUCUUUUCUAAUGAAUCUGGGAGUUAUGUUGUCCGUGAAGAGAUGGAGAAGAUGCUGCAUGUGGUUGAUGGGAAAGUCCCAGAGUCACUCAAGAAAUGUUUCUCUGAGGGUGAAAAGGUAAACUAUGAGAAGUUCAGGGUUUGGCUCUUACACAACAAAGAUGCUUUCACGUUUUCCCGGUGGCUGCUGUCUGGAGGUGUGUAUGUGACACUCACUGAUGAUAGUGAUACUCCUACCUUCUAUCAAACCCUGGCCGGGGUCACACACUUGGAAGAAUCCGACAUCAUUGAUCUCGAAAAACGAUACUGGCUGCUGAAAGCUCAGUCAAGAACUGGACGGUUUGAUUUAGAAACAUUUGCCCCCUUAGUUUCCCCUCCUAUUCAUCCAUCUCUGAGUGAAGGUUUGUUUAAUGCUUUUGAUGAAAACCGAGACAAUCACAUAGACUUUAAAGAAAUUUCCUGUGGGCUCUCAGCAUGUUGCAGGGGACCCUUGGCAGAAAGACAGAAGUUUUGCUUCAAGGUUUUUGACAUUGACCGGGAUGGUGUGUUGUCUCGCACCGAACUUAAAGAAAUGGUGGUUGCUCUUUUAGAGGUCUGGAAAGAUAACCGUACUGAUAAAAUACCGGAGUUGGACAUGGAUUUAUCUGAAAUUGUUGAAGAUAUUUUGAAAAUGCAUGAUACCACAAAGCUUGGACACCUCACUCUGGAGGACUACCAGAUAUGGAGUGUGAAGAGUGCACUUGCCAAUGAAUUUUUAAAUCUGCUCUUUCAGGUGUGUCAUAUAGUUUUGGGGCUGAGACCUGCCACUCCAGAAGAGGAGGGACAGAUUAUUAGAGGCUGGUUAGAAAGAGAAAGCAGGUAUGGCCUUCAGCCAGGGCACAACUGGUUUCUUAUUGCAAUGCCGUGGUGGCACCAGUGGAAAGAGUAUGUCAAAUACGAUGCAAACCCUGUUGUGAUAGAGCCUUCAUCUGUCUUGAGUGGAGGUAAGAAUUCACUCGUAGCUGCUGCAGCCAAUACUUCAGAACAGGGAGAAGACAAAAUGGGAGGUCUUAAUUACUUCAGUGCAACAGAAGAAAAGUUUUCAGAUAAUAUUUCUACUGCAUCAGAAGCCUCAGAGACUACUAGCAGCAAUGCUCUUUACCCUGGCACACCAGGGACUGAUGUAUGUUUUGCUAGGCAGCAUAAUACUUCAGACAAUAAUAACCAGUGUUUCCUUGGAAGCAAUGGGAAUACUCUGCUACAGCUUAAUCCUCAGAAACCAGGAGCUAUUGAUAACCAACCCCUAGUAACUCAAGAACCAGUGAAGGCUGCAUCAUUAACAAUGGAAGGUGGAAGAUUAAAGCGAUCUCCACAAUUGGUUGAAGGAAAGGACUACAUAAUGGUACCAGAACCAGUUUGGAGAGCACUUUACCAUUGGUAUGGAGCAAAUCUGUCCUUGCCUAGGCCGGUGAUCAAAAACAGCAAAACAAAUGUGCCUGAACUAGAGCUAUUUCCUCGCUACCUGCUCUUCCUGAGACAGCAGCCUGCCACUCGAACGCAGCAGUCCAACAUCUGGGUGAAUAUGGGGAACGUCCCUUCACCGAAUGCUCCUUUAAAAAGAGUGUUGGCUUACACCGGCUGCUUUAGUCGAAUGCAGACAAUUAAAGAGAUACAUGAAUAUCUCUCCCAGAGGCUACGUAUAAAAGAAGAAGAUAUGCGCCUCUGGUUAUACAAUAGUGAGAACUAUCUUACUUUGCUGGAUGAUGAAGAUCACAGACUGGAGUAUCUUAAAAUCCAAGAUGAGCAGCAUUUAGUAAUAGAAGUUCGAAACAAAGACAUGAGCUGGCCAGAGGAGAUGUCUUUUAUAGCAAACAGCAGUAAAAUAGACAGACAUAAAGUUCCUACUGAAAAGGGUGCUACUGGAUUAAGCAAUCUGGGUAACACAUGCUUCAUGAACUCCAGUAUCCAGUGUGUCAGUAACACACAACCUCUAACACGGUAUUUCAUCUCAGGAAGACACCUCUAUGAACUUAACAGGACAAAUCCAAUAGGAAUGAAAGGACACAUGGCCAAGUGCUAUGGGGAUUUGGUUCAGGAGUUGUGGAGUGGAACACAGAAGAAUAUAGCACCGUUAAAGCUGCGGUGGACAAUAGCAAAAUACGCUCCAAGAUUUAAUGGCUUUCAACAGCAAGACUCACAGGAGCUUCUGGCUUUUCUUUUGGAUGGUCUUCAUGAGGAUUUGAACAGAGUUCAUGAUAAGCCCUAUGUUGAACUGAAAGACAGCGAUGGUCGACCAGACUGGGAAGUAGCAGCAGAGGCCUGGGAAAACCAUCUGAGAAGAAACAGAUCCAUUGUUGUAGAUUUAUUUCAUGGGCAGCUGAAGUCACAAGUAAAAUGUAAAACUUGUGGACAUAUAAGUGUUAGAUUUGACCCUUUUAAUUUUUUAUCCUUGCCUUUGCCAAUGGAUAGCUACAUGCACCUAGAAAUCACAGUAAUUAAAUUAGAUGGUACUACUCCUGUUCGAUACGGCCUGAGAUUGAACAUGGAUGAAAAGUAUACAGGUUUGAAGAAACAGUUAAGUGAACUCUGUGGGCUAAAGCCAGAACAGAUUCUACUUGCAGAAGUGCAUAGCUCCAAUAUAAAGAACUUUCCUCAAGACAACCAGAAAGUCCGGUUAUCAGUGAGUGGGUUUUUGUGUGCAUUUGAAAUACCAAUUCCAGGAUCCCCUACAUCAGCAUCGAGUCCUGUGCAGACAGAUGUCUCCACUGGGCCAUCAGCUAAUGGAGCACCCAACAUAAUGAUGAAUGGGGACCUUCCUAAACCAACCCUGAUUCCAAACGGAAUGCCAAAUACCGUAGUGCCAUGUGGAACAGAGCGUAACCUUGCCAACUGGACUCUCAACGGUCAUGUGCCCUUGCUUUCUGAUAGUCCAUGUACAGGGUAUAUCAUUGCAGUCCACAGAAAAAUGAUGCGGACAGAAUUAUAUUUCCUUUCAUCUCAGAAGAAUCGUCCUAGUCUGUUUGGAAUGCCACUGAUUGUUCCUUGUACUGUUCAUACACGGAAAAAAGACCUGUAUGAUGCAGUGUGGAUUCAGGUUUCCAGGCUUGCUAGCCCUCUGCCGCCUCAGGAAGCCAGUAAUCAUGCCCAGGACUGUGAUGAUAGCAUGGGAUAUCAGUAUCCGUUCACCCUAAGGGUAGUUCAGAAGGAUGGCAAUUCUUGUGCUUGGUGUCCGUGGUACCGAUUUUGCCGUGGCUGUAAAAUUGAGUGCACAGAAGACAGAGCUUGUGUUGGGAAUGCUUACAUUGCGGUAGACUGGGAUCCAACUGCACUCCAUCUGCGCUACCAGACGUCGCAAGAACGGAUCGUAGAAGAACAUGAAAGUGUUGAGCAAAGCCGACGAGCUCAAGCAGAGCCCAUCAAUCUGGAUAGUUGUCUUAGAGCCUUCACCAGUGAGGAAGAACUGGGGGAGGAUGAGAUGUACUACUGUUCCAAAUGCAAGACCCAUUGUUUGGCCACCAAAAAACUGGAUCUUUGGAGACUUCCCCCUAUUUUGAUCAUUCACCUGAAAAGAUUUCAGUUUGUAAAUGGCCGCUGGAUAAAAUCUCAGAAGAUUGUUAAAUUUCCCAGAGAAAAUUUUGACCCAAGUGCCUUUUUGGUACAAAGGGAUCCAAGUCAUUUUCAAAGAAAGCAGCUGACGCUCCAGGUUGACAGCCUUCCUGAACCACGGGCUCUCCAGGGGGAGUCUAGGAAAACAGACCUGCAGAUCACUUACACACUGGGAGAAGGAGAUGUACUGAACAGAAGUCCAUCCUCCCUUAACACUACUGUCCUGAAUAAUAUCAAAGCAUCUCCGUCUUUGGGGAGGAAAAGUGGAACCAGCUGUCCUUCAAGUAAAAACAGUAGCCCAAAUAGUAGCCCAGGGACUUUAGGAAGAGGUAAAGGGCGUCUGCGGCUACCACAGCUGGGUAAAAACAAGCUGUCAAGUAGCAAAGAAAAUUUGGAUGCAAGUAAGGAGAAUGGUACUGACCAGGAGCAGAGAAUUACUUCUGAUCAGAGUGAUGCUCUCACUAGAGGGCAGAUUUUGGGUGGUAGCCAGAGUGAACUAUAUACUGCUCAGGACAAUGAGAUGCCUCUAGCCAACGGAUACAUCUGUGAGCAGAAUGCAUACAGUAACGGCAGUAUCAACGGUCAAGUCGAUAACCACAGCGAGGAUGAUAUCACAGAUGACCAAAGAGAAGAAGUAUGCGUUAACCCUAUUUACAAUCUAUAUGCAAUUUCGUGCCAUUCAGGAAUUAUGGGAGGGGGUCAUUACGUCACUUAUGCCAAAAACCCAAACAACAAGUGGUACUGCUACAAUGACAGUAGCUGUAAGGAAUUGCAUCCCGAUGAGAUCGACACCGACUCUGCCUACAUUCUUUUCUACGAGCAGCAGGGGGUAGACUAUGCACAAUUUCUGCCAAAGAUAGACGGCAAAAAGAUGGCAGACACGAGCAGCAUGGAUGAAGACUUUGAGUCCGAUUACAAGAAGUACUGUGUUUUACAGUAAGCAGAUGAUCUUCCGUGGACUGUUUUGAGAAUGUGAGGAGGGUUAACAUCCGGCAACUUACAUUUGGCAAAAACGAUGUUGAAACAGGUAACCGAAGUGUAGUUAUUUUACCCUGUGAUCUGAAAGCACAAACAGAAAACCCUAAUGAAAUAGCAGUUAAUAUAAGGAUAGUAUUGUUUUGUUCUGUUAUCUCACUACAUGCUCUAAACAUUUCUGAUGUUAGACAUCAGGCUGAGACUGCCAUUGGCCUUUAAAUAAAAUGGUUUGAGAAAAGCCGACUAGGACCAAAUAAGAGCUAAAUUAAAUAGUCCAAAUAAGAGCUAAACAAAGUAGUGUGGAGUUUACCAACUGUUCUAACAACCCCCUAAGGCUCUCUUUAGGUUUAAGAUAAUGGGGAAAAAAAAUUGUAGUGUUGUCUUUGGACAACAUGAUAUUGCUACCUCCUUUUUCCUGCAGUUUUAUUGCAUUUUAUUGGCAAAACAGGGAAAGCAAGAGAAUGAAAAGUGCACAAACUUAAGGAAUUAUCAUCCAGAGUAAGAGAAGUUCCCAGUUUUGCCACCACUAACGUGUGUCAGUUGCUUUCUUUCUGUAUGUUGGGAGCACAACCAAAUCAUAAUUUGAGAAGAGAUUAAUUUCUACACUUGAAUGGUUUAUUAUAAUUGU
Molecule: messenger RNA, 5598 nt
Organism: Leptosomus discolor (cuckoo roller)
Lineage: Eukaryota; Metazoa; Chordata; Aves; Leptosomiformes; Leptosomidae
Source: RefSeq, a predicted model, not a curated record